Molecule: messenger RNA, 1365 nt
Organism: Plasmopara halstedii
Lineage: Eukaryota; Oomycota; Peronosporomycetes; Peronosporales; Peronosporaceae
Exons: 7
Coding region: 1-1365 (454 amino acids)
Source: RefSeq, a predicted model, not a curated record
AUGGAAAUCAUCAACGACAAAAGAAAAGCUUCUCCAGAAACAUUCCAUUCGCCUAAUGCAGACGCAAGCCUCGUGUACAAAAAGCGCAAACCCACUCAUGACGAAAAGGAUGAGAAAUUAUCACAGACUAAAAAGACUAAGCGGAAGUACCGAAAGUCUACGAUCAAUGUGCGCAAGGAAGAAAUGGCGGGCUUAUUGGUAGAGCUCUCUAGAUUGCAAGCAGAGAUGGAGCAGAUCAAGUCGCGCGCAUUUGCUGUAUGUGUCGGAAUGGAAGCACGGUCUCCGGCCGAGUUACAGUGUGCGAAUCGAGUGUUAAGGCGAGCAAUCCAAACACAGCAACUCGAACAUACAAAAAUUCACGCAAUUAUGUCCGAGUACUCGUUAUUUAAUCUCAAAAUUGGAAGUCCGAUUCAUCGACCAAUUCACUUGCAAAAAGACACACAUGCACGUCGAGCUACACUGCUGGCUCUCAAAAGAAAAGCGCUUGAUGAAGGAGCUAAAUUUAUAAAUGACCGCCGACCACGAGUAGACCCUUUGAAACCCAUGCGAGAGGACCAUGGGUACGAAGCUCCAAACGGGGACUUUUACGCGACAUAUAUCUCGACGAUGCAGUUUGAAAACACUGUCAAGCAAGUGUUUGACAUCUUACUUGGAUAUCUAAGCAGCAUCGAAAUUACUGUAUCGGAAAAACUUGGCAAUGUUACAAUUCGCGAAGAUGACGACAACGUUGCUCCUGGUAUUGUGCAAAAUCGACUCGUGUCGACUACAACCGGUGGCUUGCGGAUGGAAUCAAACACAGUACAUUUUGCACGAUACGAGCCAGGCAACGACGACUCAGGUCCUCAGAAUGGUUACGGUAUUCUCGUCGCGGAUUAUGUUGAUGACGAUGAUUUAAAUCCAUAUCAUCCACAUGAACGUAUUCGCCGCAAUUUUAGCGCUGUAUUGGAGCUCACAUCGUAUCCUAUUCGACACGGAGUUCGCACCCGGUCCAAAAACACGAGUGCGGGACGUGUUGUAGUACUUACUCGAUGGGUUCACAGCAAAGUGUACCAUCCUGAGUACGAGAUUCCACAAUCUGGCUGGCAUGAGAUGCGAGACAAUACCGAGCGCUGGAUCCAGACACUGCAUCAUGCCAUGAUGGAGCGCUUGUCUCCCGUUUGUGUCAAGAUUAAAGGAUAUCCAAGUGUGAUCUGGCGUCUUACAGAAUAUGACAUAAGGACGCAUCACCAUUCGUCUCGUCGACAGACACAAGAGGGACAACUUAUCGAUGUAGCUUUCCCCCGUCUCCUUCAUCACGCUGACAAUACUACCCGACACUUCCCUAUGGAGGACAAUCAGCGCUUUGAGUGGGCAAUCAUAAAGUAA